AUGGCUGACAGCCCUCCAAAGCUCCUCCCUGCUCCCCUCCCCAGAGUUGAAUUCCUCAAGUCCUCCCAUUUCAAAAUUGGGCCUGACAUCCGCCUCCUGGAAGGGUGUAUGAAGACUACUUUUGAUAGCUGUUUCCCUGCCCACUGGGGCGUCCAUACAGCUGCCCCCUUUGUGCCAAGCCCCAGCAAGGGGCUCUUCCAUCAGGACUUGGAAAAGAUCCGAGAGAUUGACACCGAGAUGCAUACAGCCUUUCCUGUCCACGACCUGAGCAGCUCUCAAUCAAGCAUCAACUUGCCGAUGCAAACCAGCAACCUGAAGAUGCACGGAGACCCCCGAAUCAAAGUCUUCAAGACCACUUUCCAAGAGAAGUAUACCUACCCGGGACCUGAAGACUUCAAUCCUUUCACCAAGGAAGCCCGCAGGCAGUUCGAUAAAGAUAGCUUCCCCAGUGGAGACAGAGACAAGUUGGGGAUCCCCCUGUCUCACAAUCGUCAGGUCUUCGUGCCCCAGCACCGGUUCCCCCAAGUCCAAGCUCCUACCCUGCACCUGGGAGGACCUUCUCCUCUGAAGUGGGGAAUGGAGACUUAUCCAGAUACCUCCUAUAGAGAGGAAUUCCAAGGAAAAUAUAUUUCUCCUCACCACCUCUGUGAGAAGCUGAAUUCCCACCUGCAGUUAGGAGACUCCAGAAUUGGCUUAGAAGGAAUCCGUUCAGAGCAGAAGAAUGCCUAUACUCCUCAGGGCCUGCCCCAGCACAGGUAUAACAAGAAAGAGGCUGCAGCCAACAUUUUCCAGGUGCACAUCCAGCCUAGGGAUGGCCAUUUCCACGCUUAUUCCCCAGGUUACAAGGACAUGGCUUCUGUGGAAACAUCUGAGCCCGUCUUCAAGCAGCAACCCCUAUCAGAUUCACUACUACUGAAGGGAGACCAAGACCCUGAAAGAUGCCGGGAAAGAAGCAACUUCACCACAAAUCACCACUUCUUUACCUGGAUGAAGCCUGAAGAAAGUACCAGGGGACGAAUCAAUACGCUGAAAAGUCAUGUGAUCUUGGGGGAGAAGAAUCCAAAGCCAGAAAACAUGGUCACCACACACCAGAAGUGUUUCUCAUACCCCAAACCAUCUUCAUCAGGGACAGUUAGGACUCGUUUGCUCUUGGAAAGUAAUGUCAAGUUGGGUACCAAUGAGAUGGAUUUCCUGACAACCUCGAGUCAGUUGGGACCCCAUUCAGUCAAGAAGAAUCCAGUGCCUGAGGAGAUAAAGGAGAGGGUUAAAUAUGCCCACAUCCUGCCCCCUCAGCCUGACCACGAAUUUUCCACCGAAUACAAGGACAGCUACCCAUUCAAAUAUGUUGGUCCAUUGGUCCAGCGGGAGAGUGACUUUCAAGAAAGCAGCGUGCCCCUGGGUUUGCAGAAGCGCUGGGCAGGCAAAGAAAUUGUGAUCCCCUGCUGA
This is a messenger RNA of Trichosurus vulpecula (common brushtail), 1446 nucleotides long. It is a transcript of the gene SAXO5, whose product is annotated as testis expressed 45. Bases 1 to 1446 code for a protein of 481 amino acids. Lineage: Eukaryota; Metazoa; Chordata; Mammalia; Diprotodontia; Phalangeridae. The record is from RefSeq and is a predicted model, not a curated record. The transcript is spliced from 8 exons.